Camelina sativa (false flax) is the source of this 1188-nucleotide messenger RNA. RefSeq lists its product as uncharacterized. The record is from RefSeq and is a predicted model, not a curated record. NCBI's taxonomy places the organism in Eukaryota, Viridiplantae, Streptophyta, Magnoliopsida, Brassicales, Brassicaceae.
AUGACAAAGGCACGAUUCACCGACGAACAGAGGGAUGUUGGGUGUUGCCAGCUAUUCGUCGAUAGCCUCUCCGGUCCUGCCUUGGUGUGGUUCACAAGUCUUGAAUCGAAUUCGAUCGAUAACUUCGACCAGUUGUCUACGGCUUUUCUUAAGCAUUAUCGAAUCCUCAUUGAACGAGGCGUGACAAGCUCCGACCUCUGGGAGAUGGCCCAGGAACUCAGCGAAUCCAUCGGCAGUUUCCUCAGCAGAUUCAAAGAAAAGCUAACGCGCGUCACUGUCCCAGAGGAUGCCGCAAUGGCAGCCUUUAGAACGGGGUUGAUUCCCGGAUCACCAUUACGAAAGGAUCUUAACAUACGGGAGCCCAAGGACCUCGAUGACGCGCUACAUCGAGCCUCCAGAUUCGCGCUCGACGAAGACGAAGACGCCCAAUUAGCCGCAAAGACAAUCGGGCAACCGUCACAUCCCCUAAGGCUAAAAGCCGGGACGAGCACCACGAACCUUGCAAGCAUCACGACCCCCAAGACCGAAAAAGGGUGUCGUUCACACGGUUUCCGAAAUGGAGGACCAAAACAAACAGCCAUCCGACCCAAAGGAGUUUAUCUUUUCGGAGAAAUCGAAGCCACCUUUCAGCCAAAAAGCAUCCGUGGAGGCAGAGGUCGGCGAGGGGGAUGGCGCGGUGGACGAUCUAACGGUGGCCGUGGCGCAGGAGGAGGACAAGGCUACAAUGGGCCGGCUUACGGAGUUCAACAGCCGGCCAACCAAGUGCUGGCGAACCAUCAAGAAGAGAUGCCCCAGGCGGACGAACUGUCUGGCCCACCCAAGCGGCAGAGAUGGCAAAAUCCCGAGCGGGCCAAUUCUCCUUCCCGAGGACGAAUAACCAUGAUACUUGGCCCACCAGAGGAUUGCGCCGACUCCGUACGUGAAUUAAAGAAGAGGGCGCGUCAAGUUUGCAGCCUUCAGGCAGCCCAGAGCGAGCCUCCACUCUGCUCGGACCCCAUAUCAUUUACAUCGGAAGAUGCCAAGGGAAUCCAACACCCCCAUUCAAAUCCUUUGGUCAUCGAAGUCGCCAUGGGCAAUUUCGACGUCGAACGAGUUUUGGUCGACACAGGAAGUACCGUCAAUGUAAUAUGCUGGCAAACGCUAGAAAAAAUAAGUGUCACACAAGAGCAACUGAAACCCGAGUUUUGA